AUGAUGCUACGUAACCAUACCCAGCAUCCGUCAGUCUCACCUGAACUCCAUAAUGCUCAGGAUAGUAUACUGGGCCAACAGAAGGAGCUUUUGGUGACCCCAUCUCGAAAGAUUGGCAACCAGGUGGUCUUUCGCAUUAAGAAUUGCACAGCUCCAAAGCGCGCUGAACGUAGAAAUAUAUCUUCGUCCGGCAGCGACCAAUCAACUGAGAAGCUUUGCAACUCUCGAAAAUCGCAUCGGAAGUCUAGAGCUGGGUGCGAAGCUUAUGGAGUUUCCUGUGAUUACCUGGAUCAACAAGCACUGGUUCCUGGAAAGGCAGGGUCAAAUGGCCCUAUAUACAGAGCUGAGGAUGGCUUUGGUUUCAUAGACUCUGUGCUCCAUGCUAUGUCAAGAACGGAUCUUGCCGCACGCCUCACCUAUGCCCUCCAGUUAGGCUCGAAGGCCAAAAUUCGGCCGUUAAGUGCAGACUCGAAAUCAGUCAUUGCUUUUCAUCAGUUCCUCAAUGUAGAGCAUGAUAUGAAUGUACUCUCAGACGCUGGCAUCACUGUUAUGAUAACAAAGGUGCUACCUCUAGCCUUCAAGACACCGUACCUUAUGCAUGCAAUUCUUGGUGUUGGGGCCACCGCUGUAUGUGACAAGGCCCAGGGUGACUCCUCUUACAAGGUCCUACAUGCAUAUCACUGGCAACAGACAAUUAAACAAUAUCAAGAGGAGAUCCAAACAAGCAUAGGCCUCCACAACAUGGAUGGCUUGAUGUCGACCUGCAUGUUCAUGAGCAGUAUUGCGUUUCUAGGGGCCGACCCUGAUUAUACAAAGUCCUGGGUUUUCACCAACAACCCUGCGGAUCUCAACUGGCUACUGAUCCAAGGAGGAUUGCGUUUUCUUCUCAGCCAUCUCAGCUGCUACCUUCAACACAGUAUCUGGCACGACGUUUUUAUGGAAUCCUCGGACGAGGAAACAUUUGGUGAUCACCGACCAGGUAAAGAGGGCUUGCAUCCCGAGCUCGCUGGAGUCUGCGGGAUCACCGAGGCAACUACUGAGGAUAAUAACCCUUGUCUAUGGCCACUGAGGAUGCUUACCCCUAUUCUCAAACUCGACUGUAAGCGGGAAAAUUUCAUAAAAAUCUUGGGUUUUAUGGGAAGGCUCUUACCAGAUUAUACCAAUAAACUACUUGCAAAAGAUCCCGGGUGCAUGAUAAUACUUGCCUAUUGGCUCGGUAAACUAUCGUGGUCGGGGUAUUACUUUACUCAUGAAAUCCUCCUACAUAGCAAUACUUAA
Molecule: messenger RNA, 1278 nt
Organism: Microsporum canis CBS 113480
Lineage: Eukaryota; Fungi; Ascomycota; Eurotiomycetes; Onygenales; Arthrodermataceae
Product: C6 zinc finger domain-containing protein
Exons: 4
Coding region: 1-1278 (425 amino acids)
Biological process (GO): regulation of transcription by RNA polymerase II
Molecular function (GO): DNA-binding transcription activator activity, RNA polymerase II-specific
Source: RefSeq, a predicted model, not a curated record